Messenger RNA from Trichoplusia ni (cabbage looper), 2922 nucleotides. RefSeq lists its product as uncharacterized. NCBI's taxonomy places the organism in Eukaryota, Metazoa, Arthropoda, Insecta, Lepidoptera, Noctuidae. The record is from RefSeq and is a predicted model, not a curated record. The transcript has 2 exons. The coding region runs from base 619 to 1602 and encodes 327 amino acids.
UGUUUUUUAAAUUAGCUCUUAUUUUUUAAAUAUACCUAAUAUACAAAUAUACAAAUUAGAAGCCCUUUGUAUAUACUACUUACACAAAAAUAAUUACUUGCUUAUCUCGUGGGAUCUCUCUGUUAUGUAUCUUUAUGUUGUAUUCAAAAUGUUCGGCCUCCAGGGCUGUCACAAAACUUUUUUGACAAAAAUAAUUAAAUGAAUUCGGCCUUUAAUCUGUAUGGAUUUCGUAGAUUAUUUCAUUUUUUUUUAAACCUUAUCAAUCAAAUCCAAAAUAAAUGUGGCAUUCUCACAAAAUCGUAAUUAAUCUUGGUUAAUUAACCAAGGUAUUUUUUCGCUAAAUACGUUAAGAAGUCAAAUUAAAUACAGGCAAUAAAAAGCAUAGAAAAUAUCAUACAUAAGCUGGGAGUACCUCCACGCGGUGAAGGCGGUAACAGUUUUACUGGCUAAAACUCCCAUUAUUAUCCUUAACUAGACCUGAUUAGAUGCCUUCGGGCUUAUGUUGUAUUUGUGUUCUAUUUCGUACAUCUGUUUGGUGGCACGGUAGCCUACCCGGUAACGCAGGGGAGCAGCCACCAGGUAACAUUUUAGUCUUAAGUAGCGGAUUUAUUUGUGUUCAUGGAGCCAAACAAAUCUCUUGAGUCUAAUUUACCUCAGCAGAACCUGACCCGCUCUGCUGAGGGAUGUUCUUCCGGGCUCCGACCGGAGGACUUAAUGCUAGGAGGGCAUGAGGGCGCCAACCCUCAUGUUGGUCAGCGACCGGCAACAGAUGGUGAUUUGGAGAACGCCAUACCUGGCCCUUCACACUCUCUGAGAGUAUCUGAAAGUACAGUAAGAAAAGAGCUCACCAGAUUAGAAAUUUUUGGCUUGCUGCUCGAGGAGUGUAAAAAAAAAGAUUUAAGACAACGACCGUCGGAUUUGUCACGAAAAGAAAGGAUCGAUCUUAUUAAUAAAGCUCUUGCUGCUUCUGUAGCAAAUUUCAUUUCUAAAUCUGAAAUUUUUUAUCAAAAAUGUAAUCGAUCCAUGCCUUAUUUAAUAAAAAAACAUAAACAAUGGUUUGAUCAAGUUUUUGUGGCUGGGAUUUUAAUACCACCAUUACCAUCGACAUCAGCCACAAUAACAUCACCCAGAACAGAUAAAUUUAAAAAACUAUGCCCUAGACAGCAGCAAAGGUUGAAGAGAAGUCUUGCUAUGAAUCUCACCGCAGAGCCUCAAGUCAAAGUUGUGAAAGCUUUUGUAGAUACAGUGAGUACAGAAUAUGGAGAACCUUUAACAAAUAAAGCAGUUCAAGAUUUGGAACGAGUAAUAAUCACCUGCCUUGAGACCCCUAGCAACGCCACUACUAUAUCAAAUACCUUAAAACAUUCAACCCAAUUACGUCCAUAUACACCAAAUGAAGCUUUAGCGGUACUAAUAGACAGAAAAUUGUCAGUGGAAACUUACAAAUUUUUGCAAACGGACGCAAACGAUAGGGGAUUUCCACUUUACCCACCGUAUUACAAAGUGCAGGAAGCAAGAAAAUCUUGUUACCCAUCCGAGCCGGUUGAAGUUUCAGAGAGUUCAGAGAGUUCCAGUAUCAAAAAGAAAUCAGAGACCUUAUAAUGGCAGAAAGCGAAUGGGUAAACGAACAAAUUAAAACUUUGACGCCUGUUUGCCCUCACUUCUAAAGAACACAAAAUAGAAGCAACAGCAAAACUAUAUUUGACCGUAAUUGACGGAAAAGUUUUGAAUACGCUGCUAAACACGCCGUCAAAGAUGCGUUGUCCCUUUUGUAGUCUUACUGCCACAAGUUUUAAUGACUUGGAAAAAGCUUUUGUACAACCUGUACGGCAGGAAGCUUUACAACACGGUAUUAGUCCAAUGCAUGCAUGGAUAAGAGUUCUAGAAUUCUUAUUGCAUCUUGGCUACAAAAGCAUAGUACAAAAAUGGCGAAUAUUGCAGCAAAAGGCUAUACAAAUAGAAAUUAGACAAAAAAUGGGUCUAAUGGUUGACGUUGUAAAGCCAAAUGCGAGGACCACAAACGACGGCAACACUGCUCGUACUGCAUUAUCCGAUAAAAAUAGAGCCUAAUUUGCCAGUAUCUUAGGUGUAGAACAUUGGCUAGUAGAUGAUUUACAUACAAUUUUAAUAGCUUUGUCUUGUGGUCUGCCCUUAGAUUCAGCCACAUUAAGACAGCACACAGCCACAGAAAUUUGUAGAAUUUUGCCACGAUUUAGCUCGUAAAUAUGUUCAAAAAUAUAACUGGCACCCCAUGACCGUCACAAUACAUAAAAUAUUGAUUCAUGGCAAAGCUAUCAUAGAGGCAUCAAAUCUACCUUUGGGUAUGUUAUCCGAACAGGCAGUCGAAUCUCGCAACAAAUUGUGGAGACAUGACCGGGAACAUCAUUCCAGGAAAAACGAUAGAAAAAUAACUAUUUUGGACCUUUUCCAUCGCGCUUUGGAGUCAUCGGUUCCAAUUAUUUAUAGCCAAAAUAAACCAAAAAAGAUCAAAAUGGCUACCAUUGCCGCCAACUGUUAUAAGUUUAUUAAAACCAGUGUCAGUGGAUGACCUCCAAGUGAAUACCGCGCUGACAGAGCAUGAUGUAACAGAAGAGGAAAGUGAAGAACAGCAGCGUGAUAGAUGCUUGUUCUUUCUACUGAAGAUAAUAAACUUUGAAAGAAUAAAUUAGUACAUAGAUGUCUGUUUUCCUAAAAAAAGUAACGAGCUGUAUCAGUCCCUUGUAAUUAAGUUUAUUGCCACUAACCUAGCACAAAUCUUGACUCUGUGCUGCAACUGAGAAUUUUCUUUUGAUUUGACAGCAAUUUAAUUUUCCAACCUCUUAUCCACCUCAGCUAAGGCUGUUGGAAAAAUGAAAUGGAUAUGCUCGAAAAAAUUGUAGUAGAUAGGGGAAACGGUAUAGUUAUUGGCCAGAUAAGAGUCUU